UUUUCCCUUUACCCACAUGUUAACCCCUGCUAAUCGCACAAAUAUGAACAGUCCCAUUACAGAUGGAUAAUGCUAUUCGAAAAGGAAAUAACCCGAGAUAUUCAACAUUUUCAAAAGUUGUGCAAGGAGAAGAAACAGUAUUUGUUACAAGUUUAUAAGGAUGAAGAAAAGGAGUUAAGUGAAAACUUUUUUAGGACUUACAAAGAGUUAGUUAAGUCUCACAAGAAACAGUUGAAUGAUCUCCAAUCAAAGGUUGAGAAAAGUAAAAAGAAAUUCAGAAGGCAUCUGGAAUGUGAACUGCGUUCAGAGAAGAAAAGUUUAAAGAAACUGUACAAUCGUAAAUCUCAAAGUAUCAGUCAUCUAAUGAAUUUCAAUGAUUUACCAGUAACAUCGUUUUCUUUGAGUAAUUUACAAAUUUCACAAAAUACUACUCACAAUAAUAAUAAUAACACUGAUAAUCAUUCAUUGAUUGAACAUUCAAAUAUUUCUUCACAAUUACCAACUGAAACUUCAUCAAUAUCACCGCCAUCUUUAUUAAAUCAUUUAAACAAAUUUGAAGCAAAGAAAAAUGGUCGGUCUAUUCAUUUAAAUAAACAUUUAAGUAAAAGUGAACAUAUGUUAAAUACAACAAGAAAAAGUUCAUCUUUGAUUGAAAAUGAUUUAAAAAAGUUUAAUAAUGAAUUAGAAGAACGUUUUUAUAAUCGUUUAAUGGAAAAUAAAAAUAUUCUAGCUGAAUUAGAAUGGAAAUGUUUACUUGAAAGACAAGAAUUAAGAAGAGCAUAUCUUCUCAAUCUUGGCGAAUUAAAACAACGUCGACUUAUGUCAUUAGGUAAUAUGACUAGAUUACAAACAAAAUCAUAUUUUGAUAUACAACGUAAAUGGUUAUGUGAAAUACAUACUAAUGAAUUAAGUCAACGUAAUCAUACAAGUCAUGAAACAUUGAAAAAAUUAGGUGAAUCACAAACUGUAGAACGUCAAACUGCAUGUAAACUAUUAAAACAAUCUAUUCAAGGUCAAAAACAAAUUAUACGCAUUUUAGAGAAUCUUUUAAAAAAAGAUAAACAUGUUGAUCAAACCAAUAGUCCACCGAAUUUCAAUGAAUAUCAACAAUCCACAUCAAUUUUAGAUCGAUUAGUUGAGACAUCACCAUAUCUCGUGACGGAAGAAUAUUCAUCUGAGGAUAUUAUAACUGGGAAUCAAAAAAAUCAUUUCAUACCAAUGACUUAUGCCUCAAGUCCAGUAACUUCAAUAAAUGAAGGUAGUCAUAGUAGUCAUAGUAAUAGUAGUGCAAUAUCACAAAAAUUGAAACAUUCCAAUGAAAAUAUUUAUCAAUUUAAACAAUCUAAUUUAAGAAAUAAAAUUGUUGAAAUACCAACAGAUUUACAAAAUUCAGUUCAUCAACAAAAUGAAAUGUUAACUAGAGCAAAAUCAACACAAAGUAUUCAAUCAACAAUAAGUGCAUAUGAAUCUUUAUCAAGAACAAUUUUAAACAUUAUCACUACACGUCAAAGUGAUUUAUGGACAAAUAUUUUAGAACAACAACAAUCUGUUACGGAAAAUUUAUUAAAAUCACAAACAGAACAAUUGAAAUUGUUAAUAACUAGUGAAAAUGCCGCAUUGAAACGUUGUCAAAUGGAUUUUGAUAGUCGAGCAGCUUAUUUAUCAGUAACAUUGGAAGCUACACAAAAAUUUGCAGAAAAAGAAUUUGCUGAAGAACAAGAACGUACAAUACAAUUUUAUUUUAAUAAUAUCAAUACCAAUAAUUUAUCUACAAUUUCUCGUUAUCAAUCAGAAAAUUUUCAAACUGAACAUAUUUUACAUGAUACAAACAAUGACAAUGAACCACCAAUGAUGAAAAAUAUUACAGUCAAUACUGAUGAAUCACCUGAAAGCAUAUUACCAGUAUCUAGUGCUAUUAGAAAAUUUGAAAAUUGUACCAAUGAAUAUGGACAGAAAAUUAUACCGAUCACAUUUAAAAAAACACCAUCUUCAUCAUCAUCAUCAAAAUUCAAUUCAACUAGUAUUCAAAGAGAACAUUUUCCUCAACAAGAUAGAAAUUAAAGUUGAUUGAAUGAAGGCUUGUUUCUUUUUUGAAUCCCGCCGAGAAAAAAAACGAUUACCAAAUUAUCAUUGUACGACUAUGUAUUGAACUAUUGAAUCUAUAUAUAUAUAAACAAAAACAGAGAACGUCCAUGGGUUUUUUUUGCUGUAGGGGAUGAGACUUGCUUACUAUGAAACUUAAAAAUUUAAAGAUUUUUAACGAUAUAACCAUUUUCUUUCGGUGAUUGAUUAGUUUGCUUUUCUCUUGUUUUUGAAAAACAAAAAACUUAAAUUAUGUACAACUUAACUAUGAAAAUACAUUUUUAACAUA
Schistosoma turkestanicum is the source of this 2371-nucleotide messenger RNA. NCBI's taxonomy places the organism in Eukaryota, Metazoa, Platyhelminthes, Trematoda, Strigeidida, Schistosomatidae. The record is from the annotation of a GenBank genome assembly.